This is a messenger RNA of Fusarium poae, 2265 nucleotides long. RefSeq lists its product as uncharacterized. Gene Ontology annotation, biological process: dephosphorylation. Bases 1 to 2265 code for a protein of 754 amino acids. The transcript is spliced from 5 exons. The record is from RefSeq and is a predicted model, not a curated record. Gene Ontology annotation, molecular function: phosphatase activity. Lineage: Eukaryota; Fungi; Ascomycota; Sordariomycetes; Hypocreales; Nectriaceae.
AUGGGCUCUUUACGUCAGGGUUCUCUUUUGGCUCUUCUGUCUUCAACACCAACGGUCAUAGGGUCUGACCCAAAAUUAAAAUGGUAUCCUCCUAGUGAGAACAAUGUCAAUUCUCUAAGUGGUGCGAUUAAUGGCGAAGGUACUUAUGGGUUUAUCUUUGACUCGUCGGUUACACCUGAUGAAAAGUAUGGCACGUAUAAUUGGUGUAACAUGCCUCAUGCGAGGAAGAGAGAAUAUGAGAAACCUUCCAAGGAAUAUGAGCUUCAAUAUGUCGAAGUCAUCCAAAGACACCACAAACGCACUCCGUACGCAAGCAACGCGUUUCCAGUAGAACCAUACCAAUGGAACUGCGAUAACCAGGGCCUGUACUACUACGGUAGGCAAUUCACCGAUGAGCCUAAACCCAACGCACAAGGGUACUGGAAAGGUUUCAUAUCAGAUAUCAACCCUUUCAUCCCCUCCGGAUGGAUCGGAUCAUGUCAAUUCCCCCAGAUCACGGCUGAAGGUCUCGACGACUCAUGGGUCCAUGGCAAAGAUUUGUACGAAGUGUAUCACGAUCUUCUCAACUUCAUUCCCGGCCGUGAUGAAGACUGGCGAAGCAAGGUCAAGUUUAGGGUCACCAACAACCAAAUCACGAGUCAAGUUGCAGGCAUGUUCAUCAACGGCAUGUAUCACACCACCGAUUCCGUACCACUGCAUAUCCAACAAGCGGGCGUGGACAGUCUUGAACCGCAGUACAAAUGCAGUGUUGGAAGCAAGUUGAGCAGUGCUAUCAAGUCGUCUUCCAAUGGCGAGUGGAAGAAGCAUCUUGACAAGACGAGAGAUCUGUACAAGAUUCUGGAUGAUAUCUCUGGUGUUCCAGCGGGUGAUGAGGGCUUUCAUGAGAGUUUCGAUCAUUACUAUGACAAUUUGUCUGCCAGACAAUGUCACGCCAAACCCUUCCCUUGCAAGCUUGUCGAUGGGAAGAACUCUACUACCUGCGUUGAUCAAAAGCUGGCCAACACGGUCUACAGAUUAGGUCAAUGGGAAUACUCCCAGAUCUAUCGUGAUGCGCCUGCUUCGUUGGCUGCGUCAGCCACAUCUUGGGGCGUAUGGAUCGCCGAGCUGGCCAGCCACUUUAGGCAAGUCAUGUCUGGCAAGCAAGACAUCUUGUAUCUCCACAACUUUGCGCACGAUGGGUCUGUUAGUCGUCUUUUGAGCAUUCUUCAGAUUGACGUUAUGGUUUGGCCGGGUAUGGGAAGUGAGGUAGUGUUUGAGCUUUACAAGAAGGACGGCCAAUACUUUGUGAGAGUAUUGUUUAGCGGUAAGACGUUAAAGUCUUCGCAUCCGGAUUUGGGGGUCAUGGAGAUGGUUCCUGUUGAGAGGUUGUUCGAAUAUUUUGAUGGAUUGACUGGUAAGGAUGCCAGUCUUGUCAAGGGUAGAUGUUCUGCCCCAGGCCGCACCACCAUCACCAGCGGGCGCGUACAUACGCACUGUAACCCGCCAAAACAAUGCGUCAUCAUUCCAGAGGUUACUAUUCCACCUCAACCACCUCAGUCUCAGACUCCGGCCCGAGAUCAGAUUACAGCGCCAGCCCGGGAGAUACAGCAUCAAGCUACAGUUCAAAUUCUAGCUAUUGUCCACCAUGCAAACGGUACUUCCGCUGUGAGACAUCCCUGGAUCAGCACAUCCUCGCCAAACAUCACGACACGUAUUGCUGGCGAUGCGACAGGCAUUUUAAUCAUGUCGCUGCUCUUGAACAGCAUGUCGUCAAUUCGUACAAGCAUCAUGUUUCACCUUGAAGAAUCUCACAAUGCCUGUCUUGAGUGCAACGAGUUAUUCUACGACGAAGAGGAUUUGAUUCAGCAUGAUGUAGAAGUCCACAAUCGAUGUCCCACAUGUCAGCGAUUCUUUGAUUCCCCAUCCAAUCUCAUCAAUCAUGAAAAAGUCCACUUGGAGAAAAACAUGAAAUGUCUUGCAUGUCCCAGAAUGUUCAUCUCUAAUUCAGCCAUGAUGCUUCAUCUAGAGCACGGUACUUGCGAAUCAGGCGCCAACCUUCGCGUUAUCAAGAACGUCGUUGCAGAUUGGUAUGAAGAGUACGGACCGGCCGGACAUGACCAUGAAGACGACUUUCGAUGCGAAAACUGCGGUUCUUAUUUUAAUAGUCUCAGUGCCUUGCUUCAGCAUGCUGAAAGUGAGACGUGUGAUGCUGCUGUUUGGGAUUUUUAUCGCAUCUUUGUUCACAUUGAAUAUAACCAGGACGCGUUUCAACUUUUUGACUAUUGA